Cornus florida is the source of this 1355-nucleotide messenger RNA. Its product is annotated as E3 ubiquitin ligase BIG BROTHER-related-like. Bases 30 to 1046 code for a protein of 338 amino acids. The transcript has a single exon. Gene Ontology annotation, molecular function: ubiquitin protein ligase activity. Gene Ontology annotation, biological process: ubiquitin-dependent protein catabolic process. The record is from RefSeq and is a predicted model, not a curated record. Lineage: Eukaryota; Viridiplantae; Streptophyta; Magnoliopsida; Cornales; Cornaceae.
UUUUUGUAGAGAGAGAGAGAGAGAGAGAGAUGGCAGUAGUUGAAAGAAUUCGUAAAGCAGAAAUUCGUGUAUUCGAGUGGAACGAAAGGAUUUUCAAUAAUGAGGAUUCGGAAUUUGAAGAAGGAAUGUUGAUGCUCCGUGUAUCAACUGAUGUUGUUGGGGAAGUCAAUAUUGAUUUCAGAACAAUUAAGGUUCAUCUUUUUCCAUUCCGUCUCGACAACCUAGUUCCUCGAGAAUCCUUAGAAUCGUUGUUCGAUUUGUCCACCCAAUCCCAGAAUGUUUUCUUGCUGGAUAGUAAUGAUCGCAUUCUAUCAGCACAUAUAAUUAAGUACCUUGUAAGUCAUUUUCAGUUUACCGCCACAGUAAACUCGUUUUCUUCAAGAAAGUCCAAGAUCGUUGUCGUCGUAGACAUUUCUGCGGAGAGUACUUCUGUUUUCAACACCGGUUCUUGCCAAGAUUUUCCUAAUGAAGAAGAAGAAGAAGAAGAAUGGGAAUAUGGCAAUGUUGAAGAUGAAGAACAAGAGAUGGUUUCCUCAACUACUUUAUCAAUGGAGGAAAAUCAAGAUCACGAAGAAGAUGAGGACAUGGACAAUGAUUCAACGGAUUUAAAUGUUGAAGAACAUGAAGUUGACUGUGUUGAUGAUUUAGAACAAGAAACUGAGGAUGAGGACUUAAUGGAUUAUAACAAUAGUGUUUCAAACAUAGUUGAUGAGGAGAGUUACUUUGCGGAGGUACCAAGGAAUGAUCAUUUGAAAAUUCUAAGGAUAUUAAGGUCUGACGUCGGUGAAUCAAUUCCUGGAGACGAACCAAUAUUUUUUUUCAAAGAAAUUGAGACCGCAGUGAAAGUCAACAGAUUGAAUGAUGAUCAUACCUCACCAUCAGUAGAUCAUUGUUCAAUAUGCCUGCAAGGGUUCUUGACGGGGACAGAGAUCGCAACCACGCCAUGUUCACAUAUAUUUCAUCAUGAUUGUUUGCGCACCUGGUUGCCAAAAAACAAUUCAUGCCCAAUGUGCCGAUCACUUUGUGCUACCAUAGUUCAUAUAUAGUUUAUGUACGUUGUUAUGGUAUUAACUAUUUGUGUUGUGUCUGUAUCUGAUUCUGAUCAUGUAUUUUUUUUUUUUUCGGCCUCGAAAAAGACCCAAAUAUGGAAACCCUGGUUUGGGUUGUAAGUAUUUGAUGUUUGUAUCUGAACUGUCAAAGAAAGUUUAUGUUCGAGGUGUUAGAAGUGAAGGCUGUUUUUGAUGUCAAUGUAGUAUAUGUUAUCUCAGAGCCAGCAGUGAUGUUCAUAGUGUAGACGCACAUGUUAAUAAUGGACAUGGACUUCAGUUACUUCAGUCUCUAGAACCUCUAUAAAU